Fragaria vesca subsp. vesca is the source of this 740-nucleotide messenger RNA. RefSeq names its product cysteine proteinase inhibitor B-like. The transcript has a single exon. NCBI's taxonomy places the organism in Eukaryota, Viridiplantae, Streptophyta, Magnoliopsida, Rosales, Rosaceae. Gene Ontology annotation, molecular function: cysteine-type endopeptidase inhibitor activity. The record is from RefSeq and is a predicted model, not a curated record. The coding region runs from base 43 to 459 and encodes 138 amino acids.
AACAACUUUCAGUUCCAUUCUCUGUUCCUUCUCAAACAAACAAUGGCGUUGAUAAAAUCACCCGCGGCAAGGAUAGCGGCGGCGACGGUCCUGAUGUCACUCCUCUUCACUAUGUCACACGGCUACGGUGGGCUAGUCGGGGGAAGAAGGCCGGUUGAGGACGUGAAGACGAACAAGGAGGUACAGGAGCUGGGGAGGUUCUCGGUGGCGGAGUACAAUCGCAUGCAGAGGCAGAGCUUAAGGAGCAACGGCGGCGGUGAGCUGCAGUUCAGGGAGGUGGUGGAGGCGGAGACUCAAGUGGUUUCGGGGAUCAAGUAUUAUUUAAAGAUCUCCACCGUGAGGAAUGGACUCAAUGGAGGAACUCCUUUGUUGUUUGAUUCUCAGGUUGUCGUCAAGCCGUGGCUUCGCUCCAAGCGAUUGCUUAACUUUGCACCUCACAGUAAACCAGUUUUGAAUUAGGAGCCGGGUGUGAUCGAUCUACUCUAAUUUCUGUGUGUUUAAGUAAUGAUAAUAGAUGGUGCAUGUUCUUACUUGCUAAUCUAGUUCUCAUGGUUAAUUUUGGGGGUAUGAUGUAAUACUAUGUCUGGAUCUAUAUAAUCCCAGUUCUUAUUAGAAUCAAUAAAUGGAUAAAUAUAUAUAUAUAUAGCUCCUCGAUCUCUAUUUCUUGUUGAUCUGACCAAGUUUGUAACUGGAAAGUUGGGGUGUGCUAGUAAAAUGUUUUGGUCGUGAUUUUGAAGUUC